Nomascus leucogenys (northern white-cheeked gibbon) is the source of this 671-nucleotide messenger RNA. The record is from RefSeq and is a predicted model, not a curated record. NCBI's taxonomy places the organism in Eukaryota, Metazoa, Chordata, Mammalia, Primates, Hylobatidae.
UGAAAUCAUGGGGUUUGACGGCACUUGGAAGGUAGACCGGAGUGAAAACUAUGACAAGUUCAUGGAAAAAAUGGGUGUUAAUAUAGUGAAAAGGAAGCUUGCAGCUCAUGACAAUUUGAAGCUGACAAUUACACAAGAAGGAAAUAAAUUAGUCAAAGAAUCAAGCACUUUUCAAAACAUUGAAGUUGUUUUUGAACUUGGUGUCACCUUUAAUUACAACCUAGCAGACGGAACUGAACUCAGGGGGACCUGGAGCCUUGAGGGAAAUAAACUUAUUGGAAAAUUCAAACGGACAGACAAUGGAAACGAACUGAAUACUCUCCGAGAAAUUAUAGGUGAUGAACUAGUCCAGACUUACGUAUAUGAAGGAGUAGAAGCCAAAAGGAUCUUUAAAAAGAAUUGAGCAUUAUUCUUGGAGCACAGCCCAAAAUACAAAUUGGACAGAAGAUCUAUAUUGUACCAGAACUGUUUCUUUCACCCCAUCAUGUAUAAGGUUACUGACUGAUUGGUCCUUUUAUAAACAUUGGUAUAUUUCCAUUCAUGCCAAAGCAAAAGAAGUAAAAGCUAAUUAGGAUUUAAUUUGUUUUAUAUUCUCUAAGAUAUAUAUAUUUACUAAAAGAAUUUGUGACAUUUUAAAAAACAAAAAUAAAUAUUGUGUCCAUGUUGCUUUA